UUGAUACCCUGCUUUGGUAGUAUUCAUUUAGUCGUUGCUAUUUCAAAGCCAAUUUUAUCCUCAGCGUAUGGGUCUGUAUUUGCAUUGGCAGCACAGUUAACUAGAAGAUUAUCUAUAUGAAGGGCUGAUGGAAGACACAAGGGAUUUGGCUGAACGCACCCCACGUUCAGAGCGUAAGCGGAGAGACUCGUUCGGGAUGUUUGAUGGCUACGACAGCUGCAGUGAGGAGUCCACCAGUAGCUCCAGUUCAGAGGACAGUGAGGAUGAGGUGGUGCCCUCCAUCCCUGCCAGCCUGCCCAUCAUCAAGAACAAUGGUCAAGUCUACACCUACCCGGACGGCAAGGCUGGAAUGGCCACCUGUGAGAUGUGUGGGAUGGUCGGAGUACGAGAUGCUUUUUACUCCAAGACCAAGCGCUUCUGCAGUGUGUCGUGUUCUCGGAGUUAUUCCUCAAAUUCCAAAAAAGCUAGCAUCUUGGCAAGACUUCAGGGCAAACCACCAACGAAAAAGGCUAAAGUCUUACAGAAACAACCUCUUAUGGCAAAAUUGGCAGCUUACGCCCAGUACCAAGCAAGUCAACAGAACCAGGCGAAAUCAAAAGCUGUGGUCCCUGCAGAGAGCUUCGACUGGGGUCGGUAUAUCUGUAGCAAUAACACAGUCGGAGCUCCGGUCAGCUGUUUCAAGCAUGCCCCCAUGGGGUUAUGCUGGGGAGACAUAGAAGAAGGUGUCAGGAUUGAGGUGCUCAACUCUGAUACCAACCUCUCCACUAAGGUGUACUGGAUCGCAGAAAUCAUUAAGCUAGCAGGGUUCAAGGCUCUCCUGCGGUAUGAGGGUUUUGACAACGACACCAGUAAGGACUUCUGGUGUAAUCUCUGCAUCCCCGAGGUGCACCCGGUGGGAUGGUGCGCAUCCAGUGGCAAACCCCUUGUACCUCCAAAAAGCAUACAGCAUAAAUAUUCUAACUGGAAAGCCUUUCUUGUAAAGCGUCUCACUGGAGCUAAAACACUGCCACCUGACUUUAAUGUCAAGGUACACGAGAACAUGCAGUUCCCCUUUAAGAAGCUGAUGCGGGUGGAGGUGGUGGAUAAGAACUACCUGUGCCGGACACGGGUGGCGCUGGUGGAGCAGGUGAUUGGAGGUCGCCUCAGGCUGGUCUAUGAGGAGAGCCAGGACGGGUCUGAUGACUUCUGGUGCCACAUGUUCAGCCCUCUCAUCCAUAAUAUAGGCUGGUCACGAAGCAUCGGACACCGCUUCAAACGAUCCGAUAUUACAAAGAAAAUGGAGGGGCAAGUUGAUGCUCCUGCUCAACUCUUCCAGAAGGUGAAAGAUGUGGACCAGACUGGGGACUGGUUCAGAGACGGGAUGAAGUUAGAAGCCAUUGACCCCCUCAACCUCUCAGCUAUAUGUGUAGCCACUGUAAGGAAGGUGUUGGCAGAUGGGUACCUCAUGAUCGGGAUUGACGGUUCAGAGGCAGUGGACGGAUCAGACUGGUUCUGCUACCACGGCACCUCCCCUUCCAUCUUCCCUGUCGGAUUCUGUGAAAUCAACAACAUAGAACUCACGCCCCCUAGAGGGUACACAAAACUACCAUUUAAAUGGUUUGACUACCUCAGAGAAACAGGAUCAAUAGCUGCUCCUGUCAAGCUAUUUAACAAGGAGGUUCCCAAUCACGGUUUCCGACAAGGCAUGAAGCUGGAGGCCGUCGACCUGAUGGAGCCGCGGCUGGUGUGCGUUGCCACGGUGACGAGGAUCGUGCACCGGCUACUGAGGAUCCACUUUGACGGCUGGGAGGACGAGUACGACCAGUGGGUAGACUGCGAGUCGCCUGACCUCUACCCUGUGGGCUGGUGUCAGCUGACGGGAUACCAGCUGCAGCCCCCAGCUUCACAGAGUAACAGAGACACGCCUCAGUCUGUGCCCAAGCAGAAGAAGAAGGCGCAGCAGUACAAAGGCCAAAAGAAAAAGAGGAAGAUUCCGGUUGGUCGACGGCCCUUCAGUCAGGCAGGCAGGAGGAGGAGCAGCUUCUCGGGGGACGAAGAACAGAGUCCGCCCCCUUACCCUGCCCAGGGGCCCGCUCGGCCCCGGCCCCGAACCCACCUCCACCAAACCCACAAAUCAGAGUCUCUCCUGCGAAUGAAGGAGGAGACGGCGGAGGUGGACGAGUUCACCUUCUCGCAGGGAACCUCGGACCAGGAGAGCAACGGCUCGGGCAGCUACUACAUCAAACAGGAGCCCUGAGAUCACAAGGUCGGGAAAGAGCAGGACACAACCGGGACUGGACACACCUCUGGAUAAACCUCAGCAAGCAUCAGGAAGGUGGAGGGUCGAAACUCGCCUCAAAUCACACUCGUAGACCAACACCGCGGGCCUUCUAUGGAGUCAGCACAGGAGACGGCGAUGAAGAGGAGAAGGGGGUCGGGUUCGUGCUUGUGAAAAUCCUGACGGGAACAUUCCUCUGGACAGUCUUCUAACCUUGUAGCUGUGUGCGCUUGUCAUCACCUGAUCCAGAGGUCGGAGCAGCACCCCGGGUCGCAGAUAUUUGGGCAUUUUCUUUUCGUACCACCCUCGGGUGACGCAACAUCGGCUUUCUCUCCUCUCCUGUCUGGAACAUCCAACCAGACCAGACGUGUUCGGAUGGAUAAAAAAAAAAACAAACAAAAAAAAAAAACAACAACCCUUUUUCCACAGAAAUGGGGCGUCAACAGAAGCCCGUCCUGCCUUUGCCACAAUCUGGGCCACGCACAGAGACCUGUAGAAACUGUGAGAACCAUUUAUUGAGCCAGGUCUUUUACACACACACACACACACACACACACACACACACACACACACACACACACACACACACACACACACACACAC
Messenger RNA from Seriola aureovittata, 2860 nucleotides. It is a transcript of the gene mbtd1, whose product is annotated as mbt domain containing 1. Bases 128 to 2236 code for a protein of 702 amino acids. The record is from RefSeq and is a predicted model, not a curated record. Lineage: Eukaryota; Metazoa; Chordata; Actinopteri; Carangiformes; Carangidae. The transcript has 17 exons. Gene Ontology annotation, cellular component: nucleus. Gene Ontology annotation, biological process: regulation of DNA-templated transcription. Gene Ontology annotation, molecular function: zinc ion binding.